Messenger RNA from Exophiala bonariae, 804 nucleotides. RefSeq lists its product as uncharacterized. Bases 1 to 804 code for a protein of 267 amino acids. The record is from RefSeq and is a predicted model, not a curated record. Gene Ontology annotation, molecular function: acyltransferase activity, transferring groups other than amino-acyl groups. Lineage: Eukaryota; Fungi; Ascomycota; Eurotiomycetes; Chaetothyriales; Herpotrichiellaceae. The transcript has 2 exons.
AUGGCUCUCCCUAGUGCUGCUGUGCCCAUCUUAGAUUCCGCUUUGAUGCACGAAAAACGAAGCUCGAUUGCAGAGAAGCUCGCCCCAAGCGCCAACACUAAACCCGCUCGUCCGAAAGGUGUUCGCAUUCUCGCUCCACAUGAGUACAAGGAAGCUGCAGCAUGUCUUGCUGAGGCUUUCAAGUCCGAUCAUGUUGUUCGCUAUGCCAUUGACACUCCCGAUAGACUUCACUUGAGUGAAGAGGAGCGCUAUGCUUUGCAUACAGCUGGAAUGGAAUACGUAGUCUAUGCACAUAUCCUGCAAGGCCUCGUUCUAAGUGUCGGUGAGAACUAUGACUGUGUUGCCUUAUGGUUGCCUCCUGGUAAGAACAUCGAUGACUGGUGGACUAUCUUACGAAGUGGCUUGUGGAGAAUGAACUACAAGUUAUCUGCGGAAGGAAAGAUCCGGUUCUUCGAGGAGUUCCUUCCCUUACUCGGUCGCACCAAGGCAGAGGUACUAGGAGAGAGAGAUUCCACGUCAUGGUAUCUGAACUAUAUCGGCACAAAACCAUCAGCUCGCGGUAAGGGAUAUGCUCGGAAGUUGAUUGAUUACGUGGGCAGCCUGGCCGAUGAGGCGGGACUUCCAUGCUACCUCGAGAGUUCUCACGACAUCAAUAUCAUUAUCUACGGCAAGAUGGGCUAUGAACUCAAGAAGAAGAUCUACCUUCAACGAGCUGCCCAUGAACUCAGACUUGAUGUGAUGGUCAGAGAGCCAGCUGCCGUCAGAGAGAAAUCAAGACUGAUGGCUGAAGCCGAGACGGGAUAG